Microthlaspi erraticum is the source of this 657-nucleotide messenger RNA. The record is from the annotation of a GenBank genome assembly. Lineage: Eukaryota; Viridiplantae; Streptophyta; Magnoliopsida; Brassicales; Brassicaceae.
AUGUCCAUACUGAAGUUCCAUUGUCGCCUUCUGCGUUGUGUUUCCAGGUGCUUUACUGCCACCACCAUCUGCUAUCCAGCCACAAUACACGACUAUACAAAAGUUGAAGACCCUCAGACAGAAUAUAAUAACAAGAAAAGGACAAUCAUCCUCGAUCUUGAUGAAACGUUGGUUCACUCUACGACGCAACUGCCGGGAGUUAGAUAUGAUUUCAUGGUGAUGGUGAAAAUGGAAAGGGAGAUUAUGCCAAUCUUUGUGGUGAAACGUCCUGGCGUGACUGAGUUCUUGGAAAGACUUGGUGAAAACUACAAUGUCAUAGUUUUCACAGCUGGUCUGGAGGAUUAUGCUUCACAGGUUCUGGACAAGCUAGACAAGAAAGGUGUGAUCUCACAGCGGCUAUAUCGAGACUCUUGCACGGAAGUGAAUGGAAAAUAUGUAAAGGACUUAUCUUUGGUAGUGGGGAAAGACCUUGGAAGUGCUUUGAUUGUUGAUGACAAUCCAUUUGCUUACUCGUUACACCCAGAGAAUGGAGUACCCAUAAAGGCUUUUGUUGAUGACUUGAGAGAUCAAGAACUUCUGAAAAUUUCGGAAUUCCUUGGAAGCUGUUAUGUGUAUGAGGAUAUGAGGGAUGCAGUCCAGGAUUUGCUGGCUAACUAG